This is a messenger RNA of Drosophila guanche, 978 nucleotides long. RefSeq lists its product as uncharacterized. The coding region runs from base 1 to 978 and encodes 325 amino acids. The transcript has 3 exons. The record is from RefSeq and is a predicted model, not a curated record. NCBI's taxonomy places the organism in Eukaryota, Metazoa, Arthropoda, Insecta, Diptera, Drosophilidae.
AUGCCUGUUGCUCUUCGCAGUGAGUUGGGCUACCAGUACCAGCAGACCAAUGCUCCUCCGCUCAACAGCUAUGGAGCUGCAGCUCAGGACUAUGGCAACGAAGCAGCCUCUGGGGAUGCUGGCUAUCCAACAUUAGCUAAUGAACACUACGAGGACCAUGCCGAUUUCCACAAACAUUUCUAUGCCUUCGAGGCGCCCUACGACUCCAGCGAGGAGGCGGACCAGGUGGAGACCAAGUUGGCCUCCCUCUCGCAGAAGAACCUGCAGGUGGUGUUCAUCAAGGCGCCGGAAAACAAGGCCGUGGUGGGUGCCCUCAACGCACUGGCCAAGCAAACCACCGAUGAUAAGACCGCCAUCUAUGUGCUGAACAAGCAGACGGACUCGAACGAACUGGCAAGCCAACUGAGCGUCCUGAAGACGCAGCACAAACACAAGCCCCUAGUUCAUUUUGUCAAAUACAGGACGGAAGCGGAGGCACUUCAGGCACAGCAGCACAUUCAGGCGCAGUACGGCGGGACGGGCUCCCCGCAGGUCGCAGCACAGGCAUCCUCAUUGGGCUACUAUCCGGAGCAGCAGCCACAGCCGGAACAGGAGCAGGAGCAGGAGCAGGGCUAUUAUCCAGAGCCACAAUCACCUUACCUGCCACCAGCUCCACAAUCGAGUUAUCUGCCACCACCAGCAGCAGCAUAUCUCCCGUCUUUGCCCAACUAUGCCUCCAUUGCUCAGGGCUACAAUGCGGCGGGAGCUGGGUCCACACUGGGGCAGAUCGAUCUGCCACCGCUGCCUGAGCCGCAGCAGGAUCUCGGCUCCAACUACGACGAUUUAGACGAACGAUCUGGCAGAUCGCUUCGCACUGGAUUCCGAGCGAACGAGCGACGCCGCUCGGGCAGUCGCAUGGUCUUUCCCACAGAAUUAAGCUCCUCCAACUACUACCGCUCCCAGCAAGCCUCCAGGCGCCGCAGACGCGCUCAUCACUAG